CAUUACGUCGUUACACCCUCGUCCAGAAUCGGGAUUGGCACGCCAUUGUAACAAGUAGUUACUUUUACAUCAGCGAGUGGUCAUUCAGAGUCAGACUUCAAACUCACCUAUCCAGAUUGUAACAGUGGUAUAUCAACCUGUCCCAUAAUGGCUUCAGAGUCUUGGGCGCAGGCCGUGGAUGAGCAGGAAGCCGCGGCAGAAUCGAUUAGUAGUCUUCAGAUAAAGGAGAAACCAGAAGAAAAUGGUACCGUUUCAAAUGCCACAGACUCCAGCAGUGGGGCUGCAAAAUCAGAAGGCGAAGGUGACGCCAAACCUGCAGACGACGACGACAAGGAGGACAAAGCGGCACAAUCGCUGUUGAACAAGCUGAUACGGAAUAACCUCGUAAAUACGACAAAUCAAGUGGAAGUUCUCCAGAAGGAUCCAAACUCCCCGCUAUACUCUGUGAAGUCCUUUGAAGAACUACGCCUCAAACCACAGCUUCUUCAGGGUGUAUAUGCCAUGGGGUUCAAUCGACCAUCUAAAAUCCAAGAGACCGCCUUACCCAUGAUGCUGGCAGAGCCUCCACAGAACCUGAUUGCUCAGUCUCAGUCAGGGACAGGAAAAACGGCCGCCUUUGUCCUGGCAAUGCUCAGCCACGUCGACCCCAACAACAAAUAUCCCCAGUGCUUGUGCGUGUCGCCGACGUACGAACUGGCACUUCAGACCGGCAAAGUUAUCGAGCAGAUGGGCAAAUAUUAUCCCGAAGUCAAACUAGUCUACGCCAUUAGAGGGAACAAGUUGGAGCGAGGCAGCAAACUGCAGGAACAGAUAGUUAUUGGGACACCUGGUACGAUGCUGGACUGGUGCAAUAAAUUCCGGUUUAUAGAUCCCAAGAAGAUCAGAGUGUUUGUGUUGGACGAAGCUGACGUUAUGAUCGCCACGCAGGGACACCAGGACCAGAGCAUCCGAAUCCAGAGGACGCUGCCGAAGAACUGCCAGAUGUUGCUGUUCUCAGCCACGUUUGAAGAGAGCGUUUGGAGCUUCGCGCAGCGCAUCGUGCCCGAACCCAACAUCAUCAAGCUGAAGAGAGAGGAGGAGACUCUGGACACCAUCAAGCAGUACUUUGUGCUCUGCAACAGCAGAGAGGAGAAGUUCCAAGCUCUCUGUAACAUCUACGGAGCCAUUACCAUCGCUCAGGCCAUGAUCUUCUGCCAUACGAGGAAAACUGCAGGUUGGCUUGCAGGGGAGCUGUCCAGAGAAGGCCACCAGGUGGCGCUGCUCAGUGGAGAAAUGCAAGUAGAGCAGAGAGCUGCCGUCAUAGACCGCUUCCGAGAUGGAAAGGAGAAAGUCCUGGUGACCACAAAUGUCUGUGCUCGAGGCAUCGACGUGGAGCAGGUUUCUGUGGUGAUCAAUUUCGACUUGCCAGUCGACAAAGAUGGUAACCCUGACAACGAGACGUACCUGCACAGGAUUGGGCGUACCGGCCGAUUUGGGAAGAGGGGACUGGCCAUCAACAUGGUGGACAGCAAGAUGAGCAUGAACAUCCUUAACAGGAUCCAGGAGCAUUUCAAUAAGAAAAUUGAAAGACUAGAUACAGAUGAUCUGGAUGAAAUUGAGAAAAUUGCCAACUAAGCAGAGAAAGCGUCCCCACCCCCUCCUUACUCUCCAAGGACUCUACGCUUCUAUGAUGUUUUAAGCUUUUAUUUUUUAUUUUAGCUGUCAGAGAAAAGAGCAGAACCACACCAACAGAUCAUAUGUUUACAUGUGGACAUGUCUCCUUUCAGACAAGUUUUUUUUUUUGUAAGUCUCUGGAACAUACCCCAUUUCACUCUUUGUACACAUUUUUUUCAAAAAAAAAAAAAAGAAAAAAAAAAAAGAAUAAAGUCUGUAACUUCAGUGCUGUGUAUGGAUUUUAAUGCUCUAAACAUGAUCAAGUUAUUUAUUUGAAAACUUGUGAAAUUUAGGAACUUUUUAGCGAUUUAUAGGAAUAUUCACAAGUUCCAAAUUAAAAAAAAAAAAAAGCAUUUAAAAGUGCCACAAAUGUUUUAAUGUAAAGGAACUGUAGCAGAUGGUCGGUACAAAGGGUGAAGUUGGGUAUGCUGCUCCAAGUAGUAGUUUGUUCAAAUCAUUUUGUUUAUGAGAUGGUGAGGGUUAGGAUCUAAGGGUCUAUGCAAACUUAUCAGCCUGAUAGAUAUUAUCAAAUGCUAUCAAUAUAUAUUCUCAUAACACAAAUUAAUCCUGAAAUAACCUCUUCUCUAGCAUCAGGGUGUAGUCGGAUGCCAAAUCGGCUGCGUAGAAUGAUACUAACUCAUAGGCAUAAAGGUGCGUCUUUGCUUAGCCACUAGUCAUUCGUCAGCCAUCAACACACACACACCAUUUGUGUCACUUUUGAAAGCCGGAACGGCCACUAUCUGAACAGUCCAGGCAGCCAUUCAUCACAAGUCAUCUGUUUCUUCAUCAGACUCAUAAAAUCUCAUUUUAAGUCCCAAAACGUGACCUGCAAAGUCCGGUGUGAGUCGUUUUUCUUUCACGUCAUCGCUGUCCCAUCCAACCAGUUCUAAUCAGGGUCUCCAGCUCAGACCUCGGCGCAGUUCCCAUUCUUCACCCAGCCUGUGCCGUCAAAAGGAUUGUGAGUUACAAAACAAAUACGCAAUGCCUUCCUCAAGUGCAUUAUAUAUACGCAUAGGAUUUUGAUAUCGCUAUUUUAAGACAUUGGGCUUAAAUAUUCUGGCUAACACUUGAAAUUUUGAUAUACGUACUGAAUAAUGGGGAGCCUUUAAUUAUGGGUGCAUGAACUGCAUUAUCUUUUUGAAACCAAAUGCUGAAUUGAACUUGAGGACCUAUGCUAACAAUCAGACUCGCUGUGUUGCUUCAACAUGGUUGCGUGCAUAGAAAACGUGUACUUGUGUACAUAUUUAAGAAAAUGUAUAAGAACAAAAAUGGGUGAAGUAUUUAGGUUCGUCACUUCUAAGAAGUGCAAUAAAACAUUCCCGAUGAGGUUUAAUUUUCCUAGAAGACAAUGAAUCUACAGGACCUUGCAAAAACUAUUCACGCCCCUGUCAACGCUUUCAUUAAAACUACAAACUUUAAUGUCAUUUAUUUGAGCAGUAUGUGAUGGGCUAUAACUGAACAGGAAGCAACGAGGUGUGCCUUUCUAAUUUCUACAAUAUGUUUGUGUUCAUCCCCUCUGAUUCAACACUUUGUAGAAACCCUUUCACUGCAGACGCCAGUCUUUUUUUUGAUUAAUGUUUGAAAGCUUAAUUUAUAUUUUUUCCCCCAGCUCAGUCAGAUUUGGUGAAAAGUGUCUGUGACAUCAGUUUUCAAGCUUUGGCACACAUUUUUCAGCCUCUCAUACGUUUUCUUGCAUUUAAUUCCUUCUGUUAAUUCUGACCAGCUUUCUUGUGGUGAACUUGGAACGGGACUUCUUUAGGAUUUCUUUUUGUCGCUCUUUGUCGUUUUUGAGAGCCACAGACUCACUAUUUAACACUCAGGCGACGUCUGCAGUCCACACGGGGGGUUGAAUACGUAUGCAGGCUACACUUUGCAGAGUUUCUUUCUUUGAAAGGUUUUCGAAAACCAGGCACCAUGAACCCUCGUCCUUCCACCUUUCAAAUUUACGCUAGUUUAUGUCGGUCUGUCACCCAAAAGAAAGCAUUGGUGUUUGUCGUUGCAAUGAGACAUGGGAUAUGAAUCACUUUGCAAGGCACUGUAAAUCAGUGUACCUUUGUAUCAGUUUGGGGAAUGUUGAAAACAAACCAAAAAAAGAAAAAAUAAAGUGUAACGUUAACACUGGAGCCUCAGAGCCAGUUGCCAGUCAGUGUGAACCUGCAACAAGCCUCAAUCAGCAGCACAGAGAAGGUAACUGGUGGUAGUCUGGUUUUAAUGGACUGUUAAUGGACCUCAAAACUAGCUGAACAGAUGCAGACAAAUUAGGAGAAGCUAGGAAACGACUGGCAUGAGAAUACUCAACACUUUGUAGGUAAAAAAAUAAAUAAAAGUGAUGAAUGCAGUUUUAUUAGGACAACCGGAUGUAUACUUUGAGUGCGUUUGUGUGUGUACUUUGUUGACCCGUAGUGUAAUGCCUCUGUGUGAGAGCCAUGGACACAGCAGCUUUUGCUAAAGGACACCACCCCCACCCCCACCCGACCUCCCCACUUGUAGUACACCAUGUUUUGAUAAUGUUAUGAACCCAGUUCAUAAAUGUGUACAUUAGCUAAACAGGCAUUCAGCAAGUUGUGUCCGUAGUAGCCAACGAUAGGUUCAAGGUGUGUGGUGUUGUGUAAGCGGAGCUGUGUUCAUGGACACAGUUAUGUAUCCUUACAUGUUGAAUUAAAUGAACAUAUAGAGGUUCA
Molecule: messenger RNA, 4334 nt
Organism: Poecilia reticulata (guppy)
Lineage: Eukaryota; Metazoa; Chordata; Actinopteri; Cyprinodontiformes; Poeciliidae
Gene: ddx19b
Product: DEAD-box helicase 19b
Molecular function (GO): RNA helicase activity; ATP binding; nucleic acid binding
Source: RefSeq, a predicted model, not a curated record